GUUCUCAAUCAGUGCGUUUGUUGUUAACAAAAAAAACAUUUUAAUUUAAAUAAAUUAAAUUGCUCGCUCGGCGCGUUUCUCUGUAUCGAAUCGACCAUCAAACCAUAGAAGUCAUUCAAAAUCAAUACAUAUACAUAUAUAAAAAAUGUACAAUUCCCGCUGAAAUUGUUCGCCUGGAAUUCGGUCUGUUCUGCGUGUAGUUCUGGCUAACGAAAGUAAAAACUCAAAUACGCGAAAUAGCAUAAAACAAAAGGCUUAAAUAAGCAAGCACACAAAUGCAAACAAUGUGAAAUAUUUGAAAAAAAGAUGCCUAUCUGUGUGCUGUGCGUGUGUGUAGCCGCAGCAGCAGCAGUAGCAGCUGCGAGUAUGUAUGUGUACCGAAAGUGCAUGAAAACGAAAACGAAUCUUGAAGAUAAUAAGAGUCACCAAAGCUAGAUAAUCAGCGAUGAUUUAAUAAAAGAAUAACCUCGAAUCUGCGAGAACACUUUGCGAAAUGCCUAAAGCUGAAAUUGUGAUUGCGGCAGCCCAGCGGCACGGAUUCGAGAGCAAGCAAAAUCGUUACGCUGCAUUUUGACUUGGGGGCGUCUGAAAAAUCGAUUGGAUUGGCCGUACUAAAGUCGCGACCAGACCAUAACAAUACUACUACCAUGACGCUGCUGGCGGCGCCGUCAGAUUUAGUCCCGUGCUACCUCCGCGGACGCAGAUAUCCAACCAAAGAUGGCGAUGUCGAGAUGAAAGUGCGCGCCCAGUGAGCUUUCUUCGUUAGCUUCGUCAGCCCCAGAGCCAGAGACAGAUUGCGAGAAAGAGCGUGAGAGAGUGAGAGCGCGAGAAAGGCAGAGAUACUAUGUCCAAAAUGAGAGGUCGCAUUUUGAUACCACUGCCCAAUACCGGAUCGAUGGGACGGAAGCGCAACAACUUCUAUAUGCGGAGUAUAUUUCUACUGGCGCUGUGCAUCUUUGGCCUGCUGCAGUACCACAACUUUAACUACUUGGAGUCCAGGGACACUGUUCUGGGAGAUGCGGUCACCAAUGACUCGGAUGAUGCCAUCCUGGCCAUGGUCCCCGCCACGCUGCACAAGUACUUGACGCCGCACUCUCGCAAUCACAGUGCCGCGGCAACAAGCGGAGCGAUGGGCGGAGCUGGAGUAAUAGGAGCCCCUCUGCUUCUGAACACGAGCAGUUCCGGAGCGGCGACUGCAACUACAAUCAGCUUUGAUGUCUACCAUCCUCCAAACAUAUCGGAAAUAAAGCGUCAAAUCGUUAGAUACAACGACAUGCAGCUGGUGCUGAACGAGGACACAUUCGGUCCUCUGCAAAACGACUCUGUGAUAAUUGUAGUCCAGGUGCACACGCGGAUUACUUACCUGCGGCAUCUGAUUGUCAGCCUGGCGCAGGCGCAGGACAUUACCAAGGUGCUGCUGGUGUUCUCGCACGACUACUACGACGAGGACAUCAACGAUCUAGUGCAGCAGAUAGACUUUUGCAAGGUGCUACAGAUCUUCUAUCCCUACUCCAUUCAGACCCAUCCCCACGAGUAUCCAGGCGUCGAUCCCAACGAUUGUCCCAGGAAUAUCAAGAAGGAUCAGGCAAUGAUCAGCAACUGCAACAACGCUCUGUAUCCGGAUCUCUAUGGGCACUAUCGGGAGGCGAAGUUCACGCAGACGAAGCAUCACUGGAUCUGGAAGGCGAACCGUGUCUUCAACGAGCUGGAGGUCACUCGCUUUCACACAGGUCUGGUCUUGUUCCUCGAGGAAGAUCACUAUGUGGCCGAGGACUUUCUCUAUCUGCUGGCCAUGAUGCAGAAGCGCACCAAAGACUUGUGUCCCCAGUGCAACGUACUGUCCCUGGGCACCUAUCUGAAGACAUUCAACUACUACACCUACCACAGCAAGACUAACAAGAAAUCCUAUGCUUCCUCGCUGAUCUCGACAAACAGUCUAUUAGGAUACAAUAGGCAUAACAAUAAUAAUAAUAAAAACAAUAAUAAUAAUAACAAUAGAAACUCAAUGCAAUUAGCCGUGUCGUCCUCCUCUUCUUCCACGUCAUCUGCGCAAUCAUCAACGACAUCACUCAGAAACAACGCCAAAGUCUAUGUGGGCGACACCACUGCAGAUGCAGCCACUGGCAGCCACAAAAACAUCAAUAGCAACAAGAAAGAUUACAACAAGAAUAAUAAUAAAUCGAAUAAUAUGAGAAGCAACCACAUCAACACUGUCACCGCCUCCUCAGCCGCCACAUCCUCCGACACCAACAAUGAGCCAAAUAGCAAUAGCAAUAAUAACAAUAAUAAUAACAACAAAAAUGGUGCACAAACAUGGAACUAUCAUGUCCUGCCGUCAUUGUAUUCCGUCUAUCAGAAGGUGGAGGUCAUGCCGUGGGUGAGCAGCAAGCACAACAUGGGCUUCGCCUUCAACCGCACCACCUGGACGAACAUAAGGAAGUGUGCCCGCCACUUUUGCACCUACGACGACUACAACUGGGACUGGUCCCUGCAGCACGUCUCCCAGCAGUGUCUGCAGCGCAAGCUGCAUGCCAUGAUAGUCAAGGGCCCGCGUGUCUUUCACAUCGGGGAAUGUGGCGUUCAUCACAAGAACAAGAAUUGCGAGUCCAACCAAGUCAUCUCGAAGGUUCAGCACGUUCUGCGGAUAGCACGCAACUCGCAUCAGCUCUUUCCCCGCUCACUCACCCUGACGGUGCCCAGUCUAAGUAAGAAGACCAAGCUGCGCAAGGGCAACGGCGGAUGGGGCGACCUGCGGGACCAUGAGCUGUGUCUGAACAUGACUCUGUCCACGCGGUAGAGGAGGCCAAAGGAACAAAGCUACAGCUUUUAAUACGAGUAUAAUAUCUAGUUAGAAGUAGCCUUACGAACAUUCAACACUCAACACUCAACAAGAUAAUGUGUACUCUGUAUCAGUGAAAUAAUCUAACCGCAUGUAAUCGAAGUCAAAACAAGUUGUGCAUCAGUUGCGCCUCCAAAGAGCCUCCACGGGCGCUGCACAAAUUCCUAGUAUAAGUAAUCCUCCUCUAGUCACAGGCCAUAUGCCAACCCAACCCAGCCCAACUCGGAAACCCCCAAUAUUCGAAUCCUAUUUGUACUGUUUGCUCUUCGGUUUGGUAAAAAUUACUUUGUAUUGUUUAGGCUCCGUCCGAAAUUGGGGCGGAUAGAACCCUAGCAACGCUUACGACUCUUAUGCUACAUACUAUUAAACUCAAAUAUGUACGAGUAGUACUCGGUCGCGUAUCGUAAUCCCAAAUUGUGCCGAAUCCGUUUCGUAAAUGGUCAUGUGAAUGGUCGAGUCCAGAUAGUUCAGAGUUAGAUCAAGCAGUCAAUCGCAUAAACUAGUCAUACGAGUAGCACGUGCGCAUAGAACGGUAGCGCAUUAGAAGAAUAUAACUACAUAACUCUUUGAUAACUUAUUGUAUAACGUUUUAAGCCUGUAAAUAGAAAUCUUUUGUUGAAUAAAUUA
Molecule: messenger RNA, 3466 nt
Organism: Drosophila obscura
Lineage: Eukaryota; Metazoa; Arthropoda; Insecta; Diptera; Drosophilidae
Gene: Mgat2
Product: alpha-1,6-mannosyl-glycoprotein 2-beta-N-acetylglucosaminyltransferase
Exons: 11
Coding region: 845-2797 (650 amino acids)
Biological process (GO): oligosaccharide biosynthetic process; protein N-linked glycosylation
Cellular component (GO): Golgi membrane; Golgi stack
Molecular function (GO): alpha-1,6-mannosylglycoprotein 2-beta-N-acetylglucosaminyltransferase activity
Source: RefSeq, a predicted model, not a curated record